GACCCCCAGCAAGGCAGCCACGCGUUGCCGUGGCGAUUGUGCGACCUGCAGGAGAGAGAGAGAAAAAAAAAAUUGGGAUGAAAAGGAAGGAAGAUGAAAGUAACUUGAUCAAUUUUGGCCAACUACCCAGAGGAUAUUAAAGCAACACAAUGCUCGUCAACCUCGCACUCUCGUUGCUGGCGCUGAUGCUCCCUUCGGGGACGGAUCUUCCUCACCGCGUGCGGUAUUGCUAUGCCGGGGGCGAGUACACUACCCUGGCAGACACCGGCGAGCACAUUCGCACCGGCCAGAUCUAUGUGGAGAAACUGACCCCCACGCGAGUCACUCAACCCUACCCCAUUGUUUUGAUCCACGGACAGGCCCAGACUGGGACCAACUGGCUGAACAAACCGGACGGUCAACCCGGAUGGGCCUCGUACUUCCUGGCCCAGGGCUACGAAUGCUACCUGCUCGACCAACCCUUCCGCGGUCGCAGUCCCUGGCAGUCGUGGAACGGAGACCGGGAGACUUACUCGGCGGAGCAUCUGCAGCGAUACUUCACUGCUCCCGAGCGGUAUGAGCUAUGGCCGCAAGCCAAGCUGCACACCCAGUGGCCGGGAUCCGGGGUGAUGCACGACCCGAUCUUCGACGACUAUUACGCCAGCACCGUGCCCUUCGUGAGCGACAACGUACUCCAAGAGACCGCCAUGCAGAAAGCGGGCGUCGCUCUGCUCGAUAAGAUUGGCACGCCCGUGAUCCUCCUGGCACACUCUCAGGGCGGCAUCAUGGCCUGGUUGUUAGCCGAUCAGCGACCGGAUCUCGUGCAACUGAUCGUCUCUCUGGAGCCAGGGGGCCCCCCGUUUCGCGAUGUCAACUUCGGAAAUGGAUCCGCCCGCGCAUAUGGCUUGACGGACAUUCCUAUCGCCUACUCGCCUGCGGUGGUCAAUCCCGCAACCGAUUUGGUGACGACUACCAUCCCCGCCACCCACCCGGAUGAGGUGGGCUGUGUGAUUCAAGCAGACGACCCACCUCCGCGUCAGCUGGCCAAAUUGCAGCGAAUCCCCGUGGUGCUGGUCACGUCAGAGGCAUCGUAUCAUGCGCCGUACGACUGGUGCACCGUCCGAUUUCUGCGCCAAGCAGGGGUGAGCACAGAGCAUGUUCGGUUGGCGGACUGGGAUCUUCGUGGUAAUGGCCAUAUGAUGUUUUUGGAGAAGAACAGUGAUGUUGUUGCAGCGCUGGUGCACGAUAGGAUCCAUAAGUUCAAUUGAGUACUAGCUAGCAAACGGGAAGCGCGUGUGAGCAUGUCAAAUCACUGGGAAUAAUCGCUGCGUGUUGCUUUACCUCGGUAUAACCCUUAGUGCCUGAGGCAUACAGGUUUCCUCUUUCAGAUUAGAAGCGGUCAUGUUCGUUUGAGC
Messenger RNA from Aspergillus brunneoviolaceus CBS 621.78, 1394 nucleotides. RefSeq names its product alpha/beta hydrolase. The coding region runs from base 150 to 1247 and encodes 365 amino acids. Lineage: Eukaryota; Fungi; Ascomycota; Eurotiomycetes; Eurotiales; Aspergillaceae. The record is from RefSeq and is a predicted model, not a curated record. The transcript has a single exon.